CAAAAUCGGUCGGUUCAGCUGGUUUCUCAUCGCUUGUUUGAGUUUGUCUCGUCGUCCACUGAUAGCGAAGUCGUACCCGCUCUACACUCCGCUAUUUGCUUUGUUCGCGCCACCCUUUCACUUUCUCUCGAGAGAUUGUCAAGAGAAUUUUAUUUUCUGAAAUUAUAGUCACGAUGUAUUGCGCUCAGUGGCUGAUCCCAGUGUUGCUAAUUCCGAAACACUGGCUACAUCCGUUGUUUCUUGUUGAGCAGGCAUUGUUCAUGUGGUUUUACAUCAUUGCCUUUUUCUUAGAGCGCAGACCUUGUCACAUAUGCUCGGCCAUAUUCUUCAUCGCUCUAGGUUUGCUCUGUUGGACCGAUCCAGAUACUUGUAUUUUUUGGCCUACCUGUGAUCGCAAACUGAAUGGGGAGGUCUGCUCCUAUGUUUACAAGAAUGAGCUGGCCGGCCGGAUAUAAAAUAACAUCUAGUGCUUGUGUGCUUCAAAACAUCAUAGCAAGCCUUAUGUGAUACGGUUUUUUUACGGGCAAUAAUGACGGUAGCUUUUCUAGUUAUUAUUAGACGUUCGUUGUUUUUUUUUCUAGAGUUUUAAUUCAGUUCCAAACUAUAAAUGUAUGUGAUUGACCAUCCACUCAUUGGUUCCUCUGUAUCUACAUAUGUCUCUUUUGUCGUUCACUCAUUGAUCAUUGCGUAGAAAGUUUAUUGUUGCAUAUAUUGCCCAUAACUCUUCCCUUCCAAAGUCUUGUGUUCUUCAAAACACUUUCCUCAGUAAUUGAUGGAUCUAAUACUACCACAUCUUCAUUUAUUAUGCCAUAUUCAUCGUCUAAGCACAGGAUAUUGUACUAGAUCGCCGAA
Molecule: messenger RNA, 852 nt
Organism: Cylicocyclus nassatus
Lineage: Eukaryota; Metazoa; Nematoda; Chromadorea; Rhabditida; Strongylidae
Source: the annotation of a GenBank genome assembly